Messenger RNA from Mus caroli (Ryukyu mouse), 4084 nucleotides. It is a transcript of the gene Slc67a2, whose product is annotated as solute carrier family 67 member 2. Gene Ontology annotation, biological process: transmembrane transport. Lineage: Eukaryota; Metazoa; Chordata; Mammalia; Rodentia; Muridae. Gene Ontology annotation, molecular function: transmembrane transporter activity. The record is from RefSeq and is a predicted model, not a curated record.
UAAGAAGUUAUUCUUCAAUCCAUCUGUUUAUUAAUGAAGUUUCAUUGCUAAUGAAUAUUCAUGAAGUCUCUGAAUGCCUGCCGCGUGUGGUACUUGCCCUGGAGCACUGACAUCAUAAGCAGUUUCUACUUCCAGAGAAUUUACAGUCUUGUAGUCUUGGACCCUGAUUCACACUGGCUCCUCUUUCAAGGCGAGGUUUAGUUCAAUAGGCCUGGUUAUAAGCAGCCGGAAAAAUCGGUAGGAUUUCUUCAUCAGGCAGACGGAACCAAUUAGCUGAAUGAUCAGUGGGAAAAGACUUUGUGGCAAGUAUCUAUCUGAUUGGCACUGAACCUGAGAAAACAAUUCCUAUUGUUCCCUGUCCAGAUGAAGACCUGUUUGGUGUCAGCAUGGUGGUCCCAUUGCUGAAUCUUCAUGUCAGAUCCCUUGGAGUAAGUCCCGUAGUGGCUGGAAUAGUAGGCUCCUCAUACGGCAUUUUGCAACUCUUCUCCAGCACCUUUGUGGGCUGCUGGAGUGAUGUGGUCGGAAGACGGUCCUCCUUACUGGUGUGCAUUCUGCUUAGUGCCCUGGGCUAUCUCCUCCUCGGAAUGUCCACCAAUGUGUUCCUGUUUACGCUGGCUAGAGUCCCCGUGGGUGUUUUUAAACACACCCUCUCCAUCUCCAGAGCACUGCUUUCUGACCUGGUCACAGAGAAGGAGAGACCACUUGUCCUGGGACAGUUCAACACAGCCUCGGGCAUAGGCUUCAUCUUGGGCCCUGUGGUUGGUGGUUAUCUGACUGAACUGGACGGUGGGUUCUAUGUGACAGCCUUCAUUUGCUGCUCUGUCUUCCUGCUCAAUGCUGGUCUAGUCUGGCUGUUACCUUGGAGAGACAAUGGUUGGAGCUUGGAUGGGAAGCACACCACAGAACCCAUAAAGUCAGAAGGAACACUACAGGGAGGAGCAGCCACCACCUCUACUGCCAGGAGGAGUGAGAGGACAGUGCAGGCACCCUGGGUUGAAGUCAUGUUGGCCUUGAAAGACAUGAAGAACCUGAUCUUUUCUGCACUGUGGGAUGUAUUCCUCAUGCGUUUGCUGAUGGGUGUGGCCGUCAUGCUGUACUACAGUAACUUUGUCUUAGCCCUGGAGGAGCGUUUUGAGGUACGGCCCAAGACCACGGGGUACCUCAUCAGCUACACCAGUGCGCUGGGCACCCUGGCUGGCUUUGCUGUGGGACCCAUUCUACGGCUGUACAAGCACAACUCGUACAUGGUACUCCUGCACUCCAAUGUUCUCACCUGUCUGCUGCUGGUGGUCUACUCCACGACCUACUCCAUGGCCAUGGUGGUCUUCUCCUCGACGCUUCUGUCCUUCUCCACCACCAUUGGGAGAACCUGCAUCACGGACCUCCAGCUGAGUGUGGGUGGAGCCCAGGCCAGCGGCACCGUCAUAGGUGUGGGCCAGUCCGUGACUGCGGUGGGCCGCAUCCUUGCCCCUCUUCUCUCUGGAGUGGCUCAGGAGAUCAGUCCCUGUGGCCCCCCAAGCCUGGGUGCUGCUUUAGCCCUGGUGGCUAUUUUAAUCAUGACUCUAAACAGACCUCCCAUCAGUGGGGACGGGAGUGAGAGACUCAAACAGGAGUAGGAUUGGGACCACUUGGAGAAGCAGAUGUAGAAUCAGGUAACUCUGGGUCAAAGAUGGGCACUUCAGAGACAGUGGGUGGUCCAAGUGUAGUUAUUCCCACAUGGCUGAGCCGGGUCCUCGUCUGCACAGGCAUGCCAGCAGACCCAUCAGAAGUCAGCCGCAGAUAAGGAAGUUUAGACUGAGCAUAGCGCUGCCCUGUGUCAGAAGCUUGCCUGAGAGGCUUCUCUUCCCACCUGGGCACAGUAGAGUUAACAUUUGCUCUUAGGGAAAGGCAGCAUGCUAAGAGAGGUAGGAGAAGGAAUGUGGAGAGAAGCCUCUGUGUUAAUCAUGGACUGGUCACCUGUCUUGAAUGCACCUCUCCAUAACCCCAGAAGCCAAGCAGUUUCUCUGCCCAAAUCCCAGAGACCAACCACGCAUCUGCUUUAUUUAAACCCUGGUAACAUCAGAUGCUGAGCCCUUAUCCCCUGACAUUCAGAUACACAGACCUCGCUGAAUUCAGACCUGAGGGCUUUAAAGCCCCGGUAGCCAUUUCUCAUGGAGGGGAGAGGAGCACUGACACAUGAUAGUUUUGAUUAAAGUAAAAAUUGCAGACUACACUGUUUUUAAUAAAUAGUUAACUGUACAUGACCCCUAAACCUACUGAGUGCAAUUGGGGUACAGCAUCUUUCCCUCCUCUCAGGGGUCAGACUGCACCAGGAACAAAAAACUUUGAGGACUGCCUUCUCUCCUCUUUGGGACUCAGUCACUUUUGGCUUUGGAGAACCCCUCCAGAGUCCCCCACCUUUUGGGAUCACAGACCGAAAAUCCACAUUCCGUAUAAUCCUCUUGACUAUUUCUUAAGUGUGUGAUGCCCAUUUUCAACCUAACACACAUGUAAUUGUGAGUGGUUCUUCAAUGCACUAAAUUUUCAUAACUCUAAUGUCUAUUUAUAAAUCAGAAAAAAAGGGUGUUUUCAUAGUUUUAGAUGUUGUAUGUGUGAUAAACUCAAAUAUUUAUGACUGUUGGAAGUCUAGCUUGAAUGCCAUCCCUUUCCUCUCUGGCUGUGAGAAAACCAAUCCACUUUUAAGUUGUUUCCACUGUGAAUUUAACACAGGCGCUAAGAACUCUUAAAGGACCAAAGCAUGGCACCAGUGCCAUGUCCUCACACAGCAUCUGAAUGUCACGGAGAUGAGCCUCAGAGAGACCAUGAUUGGACUGAUGGUAUGAUGUCAUGAAGUAAGGUUUCAGAAGUGUUUCUACCAAGGCUAUACUCUCAAAGACAGUGGACUUUUCUUUCAAAUGCUGAUCAAAGCCAUGUUUGUAUUCUUAAAACCAUAGCACUUUAUUUUUUAAGUGAAACAAACAGACUUUAAAAUUGAUAAGACACGUGGAGAUACUGACAACCCAGGUCCACCAGUAUCUAGAGAAACACUUGUUACCCUGUAUUAGUGGCUUUGGGGAUUUGUUAAUGUGAUGGUUGUUUUUCUGCUCUGCCUUCUUAUUUGGUAAACAGUUGCUCUCAUCUCAUUUUAGCUGGUGUCUUGUUCAAAGUGCGGUCCUUAGACCAUCACGUCCUGGGAUACGCUUAUGCUCCAGCCCCAGCAUAUUCCUGCUGAGGGUCACUUUGAAGAGCGUGUAGGAGAUUUGCUUACACAGAAAACUUGGGCAACCACUGGUCUGGUCAGUGGUGUUUAUAUCAUUUUAUGGGGUAAAAUCUCAGGGAAAUUAAAUCUGUUCGGUUAACGUGUGUGUCGUGUUCUUUACAUUCUGCAUAAUGUCCCUAAUCCUGUUUGAAGUGUCAGGUUGAGGCUGCAUUAGUUUGUCUCUGUAUAAAUGAAGAUUGCCUCCAUAUAGUUUAACCUGGAGUUGUGUGUAAACUUGUUUUAGAGACAGGGAGUGUUUGUGAAGGGAGCUUACACACCCACCCACAACGUUCCAGCCCCAGAGAGAUACUAUGAACCUGGCCUCUCAUGGAACUGUAUGUUUCAGAAAGCAUAGCUUGCCCACAGAGCAGAAAGCGCACAGCUCAGUCUUGAGAGACAAGUAAAAGAUGAGGACCUGGGAGCCAUCUUUGUAAAGCUUCAGCCGUGAGCUGAGCAGCAUGAAGAGUGAUGUGCCUAAGUCCUUCAAGUAGCCCACUGAAGAAGCAAAAUAAUGCUUGUUCUCUAUCUGGAUUAUCCCUUGAUCCCCCAACACAUACCUAGCAUGCAGGGUUGAGAAUCACUGGAUAGAGCAGGAAGCAGGGUGGAGGUGAAGCAAGAAGCCCCAGUCCUAGCUGCAGAGCUACUGCUGAUUGGUAGCAGGCCGCUGGCAUUGAGGAUGCAGAGUCUUUUUAACAGUAUAACCUGGCAGGUCAACCAUCUCCUGGCUGUCCCACACCCAAGAAUGGCUGGGCAAUACAAAUAAGAUGACAGUUAGUUGGGUGGGGGGAGAGGCAGAGAUAAACCUGGGAGAAGUCAUGGGAGUGGUAAAUGUGAUAAAAAAAAAUA